Molecule: messenger RNA, 201 nt
Organism: Necator americanus (New World hookworm)
Lineage: Eukaryota; Metazoa; Nematoda; Chromadorea; Rhabditida; Ancylostomatidae
Exons: 2
Coding region: 1-201 (66 amino acids)
Source: RefSeq, a predicted model, not a curated record
AUGUGCAGACUCGUCACACCCACCCAGUUGUAUACAUUCGUCGCACAUCAUGAGUCCUCUUCCAGAUCUUUCCAUGAACGCUUGACUCAAAAAAUCUCGUCUUCUGACGGCAAGCUUUGGACAGCUGCUCUAGAACCAUGUGCCUCAGAGGUGGUUUUCCGGAAACUACAGGAGGAUGCAUACAGAAGCAGAUAUAGUUGA